Tinamus guttatus (white-throated tinamou) is the source of this 1102-nucleotide messenger RNA. NCBI's taxonomy places the organism in Eukaryota, Metazoa, Chordata, Aves, Tinamiformes, Tinamidae. The record is from RefSeq and is a predicted model, not a curated record.
CAUCUGUCUUCCAGCUUCCUGCUCGGUUUGGAUAGCUGAAGCUCAGACGGAAUUCAAGAGAGUGGCUGAGGAAAACGUGACUUUGCCCUGUCACCACCGCCUGGGCCUGCUGGAGCAAGGAAGCUUGGAUAUCGAGUGGCUGCUGCACGUUUCGGAAACAGUACAAAAAGCGGUAAUCACUUACUCUGGAGGGCACGUUUAUGAUGACCUGAAUGAAGAACAGAAAGGCCGUGUUUCUUUCACUUCCAACUUCCUUGCUGGAGAUGCCUCUUUGCAAAUCAUAUCUCUGCAGUCAAGUGAUGCAGGAAAGUACAUCUGUAAAGUUAAAAAUGCCGGGCAAUACGAAUGGGCUCGCAUCACCCUGAAGGUUAUAGAGAAGCCUUCCAAGCCCAAAUGCUGGCUAGAAGGGGAGCUGCUGGAAGGAAAGGACCUUUCCUUGCAGUGUCGUUCUGGAUCUGGCACUGCACCCAUCUCCUACCGAUGGCAGCGCUUAAGUGAGGAUGAAGAGAGAACUGAACAUCUCCCACCUACAUCCAGAGUCAAUAUAUCUAAUCCUGGGCAAGUCUUACUCAAAAAUCUCACACAGAUGAGUACAGGCUUAUACCAAUGCGUUGCCACCAAUGAGGCUGGACAAGAAAGCUGUGUUGUUCAGGUGACAGUGCAGCAGGCACAGAAUAUUGGCAUGAUUGCUGGAGCAGUUUGUGGAGUGGUGGUGGGGCUUUGCCUUCUUCUCCUGGUGGUGAGGCUGAUGAUAAGGAGGAAAGAGAAAAAGAGAUAUGAAGAGGAGGAGGCCCCAAAUGAAAUCAGAGAAGAUGCAGAGGCGCCCAAAGCUCAUCUCGUCAAGCCCAGCUCCUCUUCCUCCGGUUCCAGGAGCUCGCGUUCGGGUUCCUCCUCAACCAGGUCGACAGCCAACAGUGCCUCUCGCAGCCAACGGACUUUGUCAACGGAAGCUACUCCGCAUCUCACUCCCCCGCAGUACAGCCAGAAGGAGCCGGAGGGAAGGGAAGCUGAGCCCAAGAAAGUUGACUACGGCAACCUGGUGAAGAUGGGAGCCACGCUGGUCAUGGUGCCCGCGCAGAGCCGAGCGUUCCAGACGGUGUGA